AUGGCUGGAGAAGAAUUUUCUGGGCUGAAGUCAUUUUUCUCUGCCAUCGCUCAGAAAAAACAAGGAUUUACAUUUCAUCUUGCCAGUGCCCUCUACCUUCAAGAAGGAUUCACUGUGAAAGAACAGUAUCUCCAUGGCAACAAGGACUUUUUUCAGAGUGCUGUAAAGCUGGUGGAUUUUCAGGAUGCAAGGGCUUGUGCAGAGACGAUAAGUACCUGGGUGGAAAGCAAAACAGAUGGAAAAAUUAAAGACAUGGUUUCAGAGGAGGAGUUCGGCCCUCUGACUCGGCUUGUGCUGGUGAAUGCUAUUUAUUUCAAGGGAAAUUGGAAACAGAAAUUCAGAAGAGAAGACACAGAGCUCAUGAAUUUUACUAAGCAGAAUGGGUCAGCAGUCCCGAUUCCCAUGAUGAAGGCUCUCCUGCGGACAAAAUACGGUCAUUUUUCCGAAUUCUCCAUAAACUACCAGGUUUUGGAACUGCCUUAUGAAGGUGAUGAAUUUAGUUUAAUUCUCAUACUUCCUGCAGAAGGCGUGAAUGUAGAGGAAGUGGAAAAACUGCUCAGUGCUCACCGGGUCUUGAAAUGGUCCUCCGAGAUAAAUGAAAAAACAGUGGAAGUCAGCAUUCCUAGAUUUAAAGUAGAACAAAAAUUAGAUUUCAAAGAACCUUUGCAUUCUUUGAACGUGACUGAGCUGUUUAAUGGUGGUUGUGACCUCUCUGGAAUAACAGAUUCAUCGGAAGUGUAUGUUUCACGCAUCAUGCAAAAAGUUUUCUUUGAAAUAAACGAAGAAGGCAGUGAAGCUGCAGCAUCAACUGGUAUGCACAUCCCUACGAUUAUGAGUCUGGCUCAAAAUCAAUUUAUAGCAAACCAUCCAUUUCUGUUUAUAAUGAAGACUAAUCCAACAGAAUCAAUUUUGUUUAUGGGAAGAGUGACAAAUCCAGAUACUGACACAAUGAAGGGGAGAGAUUUUGAUUCACUAUAAAUAAAGAGGAGUGUUUCAGAAUACGUAACAAUUCCUG
Molecule: messenger RNA, 1015 nt
Organism: Ochotona princeps (American pika)
Lineage: Eukaryota; Metazoa; Chordata; Mammalia; Lagomorpha; Ochotonidae
Gene: SERPINI2
Product: serpin family I member 2
Exons: 8
Coding region: 1-978 (325 amino acids)
Biological process (GO): negative regulation of endopeptidase activity
Molecular function (GO): serine-type endopeptidase inhibitor activity
Source: RefSeq, a predicted model, not a curated record